GGAGCCUCCCAUGGCAACUGAAGAAUAGCAGUGUGCUUUAGCAAUUUUUUGUGAAUCCAUCGUGGCUUGUAUUGUGGACCCUGCAGUAAACCCUGAAACAAGCCGUUUGCAUGACAUCCAGAGAUAUUCUGUUGCUGAUUUUCAUCAAAAACAAUGUGGCAAAGAUUUUUUGGAAACUCAGGUCCGGAGGAGGGAGGCACAAACGCCCUCACUGCGAGUAUAAACGAGUUGUUUCAGAGUCGGCCAGAAGGUACUUGUCUACAUAUGUCAUUUCCACUUGGAACUGAUUGAAUCUUCCGUUUUGUGUAUUGUAACCUUGAACUGCAGCGCAUUGUUUCCUCUUCCGCUUCUGUGCAGAUUUCCUCGUCUCCAGCGGUCUUGAUGUGUGCGAUGGCGAGUCUGGCGCGCAGGAGCAUCCGAAGACCUGCAGACAACUGCCGGGCGCAACGGGGCGCGAGAGGAGUAGACAAGCAAGUGGAGGAAACCAUUUACAGCAUGACAUGGAGCGAGGGGAAGGACAACCGGGUUUUAUGGCACACACCAAGCAAAGUCGGCGUGCCGCGUCAGCAGCGCCGGCUUCUCCGAGAGACUGGCAGACAACACUGCGACCGUCCGCCAAAAGUUCGCGUACUAUUAGCGGUAGCGGUUCCAGCGCAGGCUUGAGCAACCGGCGGUCGUGUGGAGGACCUUCGCGAAAGGACUUCCCGAAGGGGUUAGCGUCAGAGAUUACCGGAUCCGCGGGUCAAGCUCAUCCUGGUGCUGCUGGUGGUGAAAAGACUUUGGCUGGUACAAGCAGUGCUAGCGUGCGGGAAUCGAUGAAAAGCAGGGGAGCAAGCACAGGAGCAACAGUGUCAUCGGCCAGCACGUCUGCAGUUGAAAGGACUAGAACAACGACCACGUCGCCUCCAGUUACAUUGCGGAAUUGUCCUAGUGGCCAAACAAUGCCAAGAGCGCCACCGGUGCUGGCUUGUAGCCCAGGAGGCGGGUACGUGGGCGCCAGCAGGUCGAGCCGCAAGAACGUGUAUGGCAUCACUGCUGGAGCUGGGGAGAGCCCGCCGUCGCUUGCGGAGUGUGGCGCGGCUGUCUUCGGUUUGGAUCGCUUUGAGGGUCUCGACGCAUCUUCUGGCAGAGGUAGAGUUUUUCAUACUGUAACUGAAUAUAGUGCUGGUGGUAGUGGAACGUUGUUCGAAAAUUCCUCCGCCAGUUCGGCCUCGGCUUCUUCUAUGCGGGGACGUCGCGGCGCUCCGCGCUCCGCCUGUCUCUCGGCCUGCGUGUCGGCCCAAGACGGCAUGGGAGCCAAUUCGCCGCUGCGGCGACGAGGAGUGAGCCCCAGUUGUGUGGCGCCAGUAGAAAGUCCGGAUAUUCUUGGACCCACAAAAAGAAUUGGACCACCACCCCCUCCAUGCUCAGCAGAAGCGCAAAACAGGCAGCUACUCGGUUUUUCAAGCGCGGCCACCGACCACUCGUGGCCAACGUCGUAUGGUCAAAGGGGAGCAGUUGGCAGUGGUGAUGAAGUGAUGCCAAGCACAGCGGGGGGCUUCUUUGGGCAACCUCUGGUAGAUUCGGCUCGUGAACGUGGCCGGUCGCUGCAAGAGUCGCGUGUCUUUGGAGGGCAGAUGAUCGGGCUGAUGAUGCCGAGAAUAUCCCUCGGCACCAGAAUCGGUAGUCGCAGCAGUACGCCGCGGUGUGCGAGUGGGCUGAACAACAUUUUUAAUCCGACGUCCGCUAACGGUGACGCUGGAAGAAGCCUGCAUCUGUUCCCAACGCCGCGGUCUGCUGCAUCGAGCGUUUCACCAAGAAAACGUGGUAUCGAGGCGAUUUCGCGAAUCGGUUUCAGGACGUGUUCUCUUUCAUCUGCAAGGCACUACGGUGUUCCAGAGGACAUACGGAAGCAGCAGGAGGCCAUCGAUGCCCAAACAGCAACGGCGAAUAGAGACUAUUCGGAGCAGGAGCAAAGGGUUGUGCUCACGCCGUCCCUUGGAGGAAAGCGCAGGGAGCCAGGUGUGCUGGAGGACGAUGGUCCAUCGCGGGUGGAUUCGCUCGCGUGCUCGCGCCAGGUGUCGUUUGAUGCUGUCGUGCUUGGAUCCGCAGAAGCGUCAUCGAAAUCGACGUGUCGCGAGGAGGAUUCUUCUAGUCAUGGUGCAAAAGAGACUUCUAGGAGUCGGAGUUUGACUCCUUUGCUGCAAGAUAGUGCAGCUGAUAAUAGUUGCACUAGCUCCGGUGCUCCUGCACUGAAAAAGAGAAGGCACAAGGACAAAGCGCGUGCUUUUCGUGCAGAAGUGAACGAGACGCGGCCACACCAAGAGGCGAUUAAGGAUGACACACAUGCUAUGGAUACUCGGUUGCGCAGCCUUUUCCGUGGUGAUGCGCAGGCAAGCGAGACGUCGCUCAAGGCAACCGAAUCCGUGAGGCUUACUUCCACGGCUAGCUGGGCUCCCGCGAGCCGAGCCGGCAGUUCGGCGCCUGCGAGUCGGACGGUCUCCAGCGCGCAUGCAGCUCGAGCAGUCUUGUGUGAUAUUGAAGAUACCUCACGUGCGGAGUCGUCCGGAAGCACCACUGUUCCACAGCUCAUCAAUCUGGCAGCUACAGCGCCAACCUUUUCUGGGAAAGAAGAUUUGCAGCCUGAGAACAAAGGCGCGUGCGUCGCUAACAAAGAUGUCGGCUCCGCUGUGAAAGUAGCAAGCACAACGACAGUCGAAAGGGGCGGUCCGCACGGACGGAAGCGAUUACAUCACCACAACCUCAUUCCCCCUGAUGCGGAAGUCAAGCCGUCUUCUCUCGCGGACGACGCAAGCAACUGUGCGACAAAGAGUGUGAGCGAAUGCGCGGAAGCUCCAAGUCUAACCCGUAGCUCGAGAAACGGAGCUGCUACCACGACAAGGAGUCGCUCACCGACUCCACCUGCCUACAAAGCUUUGCCUGAAAAGCGUGCGCGGCCCUUUAUUCCUGGUAUUAGUAAUCGGAAAGUGACAUAUCAUCAUGGAUGCGCUAUCGGAGCGUCUUCUUCGGAAGGUAGUCAAUCCAUCAGUGUCGAUGUGCUCUCGAGACUGCAGCAGUUUCAACAACAGAACCGCACCGAUAUCAACGUGCAUGUGAACACAGUAGGGUCGGCUUCAUCACGUGAUAACGCUGCUCGUGCACUAUUAUCCGAAAAAAAUCUGCAAUAUCCUGUGAUAAAAAUUUCCAGUGAUUUCUUGUCGCCAAAAGAGCCGGCCGCUGAUGCAGACCAAGCUGCGGCAGGUGGGGUGACGAGACACUCGCCACGCGCUCAGAGGCUCGGACCACCUGGUGUUAUCACCCGCAUCGCGAACGGCCGCAUCUGCGCUGCGACUGAGAGUGAGAACGAGCCGGCGGUUUAUCCUCCAAACUCGGAUCGAAAGGGCUAUGCGCGCGAGCUGAAGCUGCAGUCGCUACAAAGCCGCCGAGCCGAGAAAAAGCGGCGGCAGGGGCUCGAAGAACAAGGCGGCAGCAGCUCCUCGACGUCGGUUGCUGCGCGACCACGCGAUCCCCCCUCAUGCUGGGAAGGUUCCGCCUCAGCUACGGCAGAUCGGACGCGAGAAAAUCACAGGAGAACGGAAGCGGCGACUCAAGGUGGAGGAUCACGUCGACACGACGAGGAAUCCGUGAUUUCGAAACAUAGUGGCUGCUCGGGGACAACGAGGACAGGCGCCGAAGAGACAGGCAAGGCAUCCAAGGUGUCAAUACUACUGCCACAGAACUUCAAAGUCGAAGACGGAAAAAGUGCAGGCUUUCUUCACCGCAUUGUUGCAAAGACGGGUGAGGGUAUUUCAGGAGAUGCAACAAAGUACCGAUUUUCGCGUGGGAUGCUAGUGCCACCGAAUGUGAAUGCUCACGUGGCGGGUACAGGAAAUUCGCAACCGAUUUCUUCUCCGUAUCGGGCUCGAUUGUCGACCGGUCGAAAGAUACUACUGUCUCCAGAGAAGGACGGCGUCGACAUCUUAAGUCUGGACUCCGCAAGUUCUUGUUCUCCCUCGACAUCUCUCAAAGACAACACCACGAUUAGGCAGCAAGGCCAUGCGGGCACGCAGGGAAAUGGUUUUGGCGGUCCAUCAUCUCGAGGAGACGUCAGCAGAAGCACAAGUAAGGACGUGACUACGCGGGAUUUUGUGGAAUUGGCUUCUAAACAGACGAGUCCAACUGAAGUUGUGGCGCCUCCAUCAUCAAGCAGCCUCAUGUUCUAUCCAAGCCGUUUCAGUGACGAGGAGUCAGACAACAACUUUAUUGUCAUGACCUCAGUGGUUGGGGCUGCGGAGUUGCACAGCAUGCAUCCAGAGCGAAAGAACUAUUCUACAACACCCGCACUUCAUCACCAGAAGCAAAUAGUGGGCACGUCAGUGGAAACCGCAAGAGGCGUCGGCUCUAGCAUGCGAGCGACUGGCGGUACUGAUCAGAACACCAUUACUGUCGCAUACGAGCCCACUCGCAGUAGUGGCGAAUGCGAAGGUGUCGAACACAGGCAGGUUAUUGAUCCUGUAAUACGAACACCGCUAGAAGACGAUCGACACGCCGUAGAGACUGAAGUUGUCUACGCACCACUGCACCAAGGGGAAAGAGCAAUCGUAUCGAGUGUUGAAAAUUCUAGUCUUCCGAAGACAGCCGCUGGCUUGUCGGGUUUGCUGAGCAGGGAGCGAGAGGGUUCGACGCCAGCAGAGCGGCGAGGAGAGUCCAUGCAUCUCCUGCCUUCGGCGGGUAGUAGAGGCAGCACUCCAGUUGCCUUCCAAAGUGUAGAAGUGUUACCACAGGAAGGAGACCGUUUCUUCCCGGAAGGUUCAACAGGAUCGCAUCCGGAGAGACAAAACAAGAUUAUUUCUAAUAUGCGAGCUUCCUUCGAGGCUAGUAAGGAGCCUAGCACAAGUGAGUGCGUCGUUUUCAGACCAAGCGAUAAUAGUGCUGGUUCAUCGUCUGAGCACGAACACCACAUCUCCAUGAAGCCUGGUACAGAUGGUAGUUUCGAAGAACAGGCUGCCGCAAAAGAUCGGAAACAAGACGGCUUUGCGCAUCUGCUAAGGGAGUUCGAUCGCGAAAAGAUUCUGGUCGUUUUGAAUGAGAAGCUAGUGUCUCACGGACCAGCAAAAAGCUCUCCUGUCUAUCCUGAGGACUCCUCCGUUGCGGGUAUGUUCAACUCGCUCUUGCCAUCACAUGUCAAUAGUGCCAGUCAGAACCACGCGAACCACGGUGCAAUAUUUGUUCCUCCAGGUCAUGUGGAGCCUGUAGUAGAUGUUCUACAGCAGGAACUAGACGAGAAGACCUCUGAACAAGGGAUAGCAGAAGUCGUUGCAGGUCAACAUCCGCACAUGCAAAUAGCGUCAUCGCCAGCUGAGAAUGAAGACAGUGCAUCAGUUGAUAGUCUGGUGCCCAUCACUUCUGGCGUUGGACUCUGGAACAGAGGAAGUCAUUUGAUGACUCGUCGUGUAGUUGAGCCGUCUUCUCAUCUACUAGUACGCGCAGCAGAGAAGUUAGUACCUGUACCUCGACCUGAGACUCCAGACCAUGCAGCAGAGAUCGUAGUACCUCCUGUACCCCCAGCUGAGACUCGAGACCACUCACCGAGUUGUACUAGUCAGUUCAGUGGAAAGCAAGUGGUUCCAGCAUCAGCCGCUUUGCGAACCUUUCGCGGUCUCUCACGGGAUCGACAGAGGCGGAAGAUGCCUACUGACACUGGACUGGACACACUGCGUCGUGACGCAUCAAGAUCUCGGGCAGACGCAGUAGCUGGUCGGGCGUUUUCGAAGAGCGAGGUAUCAUGUAGUCCUCUUUUUCGACAGUCAGGAUAUGGUAGUAGUGUAGCGAGGCACUUUCUCAUUGGGAUUGGUUUUUCCGAUAGUCUUGUUCGGCUUGAUCUUCUAUCAGAAGUCCGUAUCAUGACUUACAAACAGGAAAACAGCACUAGCACUUCCGGUUGGGGCAAGCCAGAAAAUCCUUUCGCAAACCUGGACCCUAACGCGGUCUCGGUCGCUGUUUCUCCUUCCGACGGUUCGGUUGUCGUCGACGGAUCAAGUGGUGGAAACGUUGGCUUCGUUCUGCGAGGUUCCUCUCCAGGAGAGGCCCCCGAGUUUGCGUUGGAUGAGAUUCAGAAAAAUGCUGAGGUAGAGGAGGAUCCCUUUCUGGUGUCUUUUUCUGCCGCGGAGAAGAGCACAGCAGUUUUGUGGCCAGAAGUCCAACUCGGGGUCGAAGAGGCAGUACAGCCCGACUGCGGUUCUCUGCAAGAAGAUGAACUAGAGUCGGCGCCGCAGGAUAUGUCAGUAGAGAAGAGGAGUGAUCAUGAUGCGAGUAAGCCGAAUAUUAAAAUGAAGAUAGAACAACAGCAACAAAAUGAGAAUUCGUCAAGGGAAGGGUCGCGAUCCCCGCGAUUUGGAAAGAGCACACCAGACGAGCACAGCGACGCUGCAGAUUCUUCGAAAGAUUUUAUCGGGCUCCCACGUGCAUUUGUUUCAGACGAGAUUCAGCUGGAAUCGCGACCACGGACACCUGAGGCAAUGUUGCGGGGUGUGCGAGAAGCAGAAUCGCGGCAACUACCCGAGAAUACUGCUAUGUAUCGAGAAGUCGGAGGAGAGAGGACGGCUCUGAUGAUGCUUGACCACAGCGUGAGUAGCGGUAGCGAGCAAAGGAAAGUUGUCUCAUUGGAGGAAAUCGAAGCAAUGUAUCUGAGCCGCCGACAGGGAGUGGAUACGAAGAUAGAUACCGGUGUUUCCCCAGGACCAGGCGAAUCACUGCGGUCUCUGUCAGGUGCGCCGCCGCCACCAGUUUUGCACAUCAAUCAUCCAGAUCGAUCUCUUCCGCACGGGGAACCUACAACUAGAACAGGCCACCAGGAUCGACCCCAAAGAGCAGUUAUCGGGGACUCGCCUGCGGCAUCCCUUCUGUCGUCUUCAAGCAAUCAGGAAUUUAGCAUUGCGGGAAGCUAUGAUGACGGUGCGGGCGGAGGCUCUUCUAUGGGCGAUGCAGGCGUUGACAGCUAUGUCGCGACUCUGAACGAACCCGAAUCGCUGCAGGAUGCUUUCGCGCGAAAAUUUGCGGAUCGUUUUGCGAAGAACAAGGCUCGCGCAGAAGCGCGGGCGCAGCGGAUUGCCCUUCGGCGGGAACAGCAGGGUGGGAAGCUUGAGGGUCGGAUCAGGGAUAAGCAUGACCACAGUACCAGAUUGCGUGGUCCUGCUGGUGGUGGAAGCAGCAACCAUCUGCAGAGACAGUCUGCGUUGACCCGGGCAACAUCGAGGAGGCAUCCUCUGGGUAAUCUCAGCUCGACUUCGAGUACACCGUCGGAAGACCAUAAAAAUGCGGCUACUGAGUACUUGCUUCAUGUUCCGUCUGGAGGACGUGAGAGUAAGGCUCGUCCACGGAGCAUGAGCGCCAAUCUCUACGGAAGUAAAAGUAAACCGAAAUUAUAUUCAGAGAGGCAGCACCAACAAGCGCAAGAAGGUACAACUGUACUGAAAGCAGGAGGUCAACGCACCAGAAAGGAACAGCAUCGACAUUGUUCAUCAAAGCAGUUAGAUUCGAUCGGAAGCGUGGACUCGAUUGAUUUCGGUGGUGGCGUUCUGAGCAUUCCGUUUCCUAAGCGCAAUGGGCGAGCGUCCUCUUCACCGACUGCGGCGUCGCGACGACAGCAGCAGAUGCAGAUCGCGAAAAUGAAUGGAGCUGCAACAAAUGUGCAAGUCGACCAGAGAACUUCAGGUCGCAAAAUAACUAGCACAGAGCAGCCUCCUGGUGCAAGCACUGUGAGAAACCACGCGAAAACGCCUGCUGAGCGAGUUUCGAGCCGGACAGCAACACCCGCUUCACUGACCUCUGGAAAAAACCUAGGGAGUGGUCACGAUACCCAAAAAGAUAGAGACGGCGAUGAUGCAAGGGCGACUGCUUCUCCGACGCUGUCCGCGUACAAGCGGGGCCGUGAUUACGGUGAGGCAGUGCGAAAAGCUCAGAAGGCACGCUCGGAAUCUCGAAGUGCAAGUCCACCUCCCAGACGAGACCUUAUACCGCCGAAGCUGCCAAGAGAUGACGCGUUAACUACAGGAGUUCCCUCAACUAAUACUACUUAUGUGGAUACACCGCAACUACAACUACAAGCUGGCAAUCGUUACAAUUUUUUUGAGGGGCUUGUGUCGGCUUCGCCAUCUGACGGAGAGGACAUGAUAGAAGAGGAAAGGCAUGGCGGAGGUUCCGCAGCAGUGUCGAGGCAGAACCCGAAAUCUUCACGAGUAUCUUGUGCUGGACCAAACAAGAACAAAGCCACGAAUAGCACAACUCCUCCAACCGGCGUGAGAGCACAGGCAGAGGACCAUGUAGGUGGAGUGAAUGAGCAGAAUUGUCAGGAGGCGGCGAGUACUGGAGCGUGGGUGGAGCAACAGAGCCGGCGAACGGGAGGAACUGGCGAUGCAGGUGGUCGACUUGAUUUUUCUCCAGGCCGGCGAUUUGCUCGAAGAAGUGAAGGAAUAGUAGAUGAGACGCCUGUCGAAUCCGCUGCUCCUGAUUUUGGGGCGCGAAAAUUGACAACGACAUCAAAUAGCAACCGCAAAGCAGAAGGAUUGGACAAAGUGGCAGAAGAAGAGCUGGAACAGCAAGUACCAGGUGUCGUAUCCUCUUCUGGUCGCAGGGCUAUUGCGAAGCAAGAGGAUGCAAAGGCACACGACAGCUCUGCUACAGAGUCGGUCUCGGAGGAGUGUUUGAUGUGCAACCAGCGUGGGGAAGAAAUGGGAGAGCAUUUUUGCAAGCCUUGCGAACGCAAGAUGUACGCUGAUAUCAAGAACAACUUUGUCGCGGAAAUGACCGAUCUUUUCCAGAAGGGAAAGCUCAAUAGCACGUCGCUGGCCCCUUCUUCUACUCGUGCAUUGUAGUGAGUCGUGCACCGGCUGGUAGCUCCGUCUAGUACCUUCUGGUUGUAUCCAGUGGAAAUAAUGAACGCUGCAUUUUUACGACAGAAGCACACAUGUUGGUUUUCUUCACUUGAUUUUUCUCGUGCAGUGAAUAGACGUGUCAUGAUGAUUGCGUUCAUAAAGUUGAAGGAACUUGCAUGAAAAUCGGGCUUGAGCACAGAAUUGCACAGAUAAGAGGGCUGCAUGGUAGAGUAGUGUUGCGCUCGAACACAUUGUCUAGAUCUGAAAAUGUUUGCCUCAUGAUAAAAGUAAGCUAGAAAUAAUGUCAUUUUCUGUUUCUCUGUCUGGCUGCACACAGGGUCACACAACUUUAACGCACAAUUAUUUGUUUGUUUUGAUUCCUUGUUCAACUUGUUUAUUCAUACGACUUAGACCACAGUCACAUCGUUCAACAUUGGGCUAUUUUUCAAAUAGAGCACACUACCUCGAGCAAAAGAAUGAGCCUUAUAUCUCGUUUUUUCGAUCAUUCUUUUACGCAGCUUUGUCAAAGUAUCUUGAACAUUCUUGCAGACGGAAGAACGGGGCUUGUGACUGUAGUUUGACCGGGGGAGAAGAGAAUCGUAGCCACUCGUACUACAUCACCAACAGGAUUUCUAUCGAAAAGGUAUGGUAAUUCGGACCGGAGAUCGGGAAAGUCGACCGUUCGCGCAUGUCAGAGCCGGUGCAGAGGUUUUCCUAGGAAUCUUUUCUUUCCGUCCAGGUGCAUUCCAUGAAGGAGAACCGAGGGUGAGGAGUC
This is a messenger RNA of Amoebophrya sp. A25, 9627 nucleotides long. NCBI's taxonomy places the organism in Eukaryota, Dinophyceae, Syndiniales, Amoebophryaceae. The record is from the annotation of a GenBank genome assembly.